AUGCGCAUGUGUUUUGUUUGAAACGAUUAAAUUGUAUAUUUAAUGAACCCAAUAAUUAAUGAUGCCCGCUGUUGCUGAUUAGAUACAGAGAACACCAAGUCUGAAUCGCCUGAAAUGAUUGAAUGAAAACUGAAAAAAUUUAAAACUGUCUAGGAAACUGACAGUCAGUGCCAAAUUGAGAUUCAAACUUUUACUGAAAUGUGACAAAACAAAAAAUAUAAAAUAUUUGAUUUUGGGCUAGCUACAAAAUUAUAGUAAUAAGUGAGUGAUAUGUUCCAUAGUUAUGACUACUAGGGUAUCUUUUGGUAUACAAAAUAUAUUUUCCUUAGCCUCCCGUGAACGAUGUAUGACAAAUUUCAAAAGGCUGACCACACCAAGGUAUGGAAAAAUGCCAACGGACACAGCAGCCGUAUUAGUGCCGCUUUGUAAAGUGGCAGAGAAACCCUCGUUGCUGUACACAGUUCGUUGUACAAACCUUAGGACUAACAGUGGUGAAGUAUCGUUCCCAGGUGGGCCAAUCAACCAGGAUGACACUCCUGUCCAAACUGCCCUAAGAGAGACAUAUCAGCAAAUAGGAUUGCGAGCCGAAAAGAUUGAUGUGUGGGGCCAGGGGCCUCCGCUUCCUGGCCGCAAUAAUAAAAUAAUGAUCACUCCUGUGGUAGGCUCUAUAUCAACACUGGUUCAAGAAGAUUUGAACAUAAACGUUUCAGAGGUUGCAGAAGUAUUUACUGUACCCAUCGAGAUGUUAUGUGAAGCAAAAAAUCAAUAUUAUACUCAGUUUAGUAACGGUUUUAUCCUGCCAGUUUUCGUCAUUGAAGAAUACAAAAUCUGGGGUAUCACUGCGUUCAUAACUCACGCAUUUUUAGGAUCAGCAUUGACCAAGGAUGUUUAUAAAAAUGAAUGGAUGAAGAAGAAAAUUGUCAUAGAUAAAUAAUACAAUGUGGGCGCAGUAUACAUUUUAAAUUAUGUCUAAAUAUUUAAU
Molecule: messenger RNA, 982 nt
Organism: Helicoverpa armigera (cotton bollworm)
Lineage: Eukaryota; Metazoa; Arthropoda; Insecta; Lepidoptera; Noctuidae
Product: mitochondrial coenzyme A diphosphatase NUDT8
Exons: 1
Coding region: 284-934 (216 amino acids)
Molecular function (GO): coenzyme A diphosphatase activity
Source: RefSeq, a predicted model, not a curated record